Messenger RNA from Gryllus bimaculatus (two-spotted cricket), 6947 nucleotides. The record is from the annotation of a GenBank genome assembly. Lineage: Eukaryota; Metazoa; Arthropoda; Insecta; Orthoptera; Gryllidae.
UUGCAGCAAAUCCCGGAUGUGUCUCCGACUGGUCGCUGGACGACUCUCACGCCGCUCCUGAUGAUCCUUACCAUCUCUGCUCUCAAGGAGAUAGUUGAAGAUGUCAAGCGGCACCGCGCCGACAACGAGAUCAACCAGCGCCAGGUGGAGGUGCUGCGCGAGGGCCACUGGCUGUGGAUGCAGUGGAAGAUGGUGGUGGUUGGCGACAUAGUUAAGGUGCAAAACGACAAGUUCUUCCCAGCCGAUCUCAUGGUGAUCUCCACCAGCGAGCCCCAGGGAAUCUGCUACAUCGAGACGUCGAACCUCGAUGGCGAGACGAAUCUCAAGAUCCGGCAGGCGCUGCCCGAGACGGCGCACCUCCUGGAGACGAAGGACCUCUCGCAGUUCACGGGCACCAUCGAGUGCGAGCUGCCCAACCGCCACCUCUACGAGUUUGCCGGCGUCAUCAAGGAGCAUGGCAAGCAGGGACAAGCUGUGGGCCCAGACCAAGUGGUCCUUCGAGGUGCAAUGCUUCGUAACACAAGCUGGAUAUUUGGAGUGGUGGUCUAUACUGGACAUGAGACCAAGCUGAUGAUGAACUCUACUUCGGCACCUUUGAAACGCUCCAGUGUUGACAAGUUGACUAACACACAAAUCCUAAUGCUGUUUUUCAUACUUGUUGUUCUGUGCCUGCUUUCUGCCAUCUUCAAUGAGGUCUGGACCAAAGACCAUUUAAAGACUGACUGGUACCUGAGCAUGGACGAACUUGUCAAUGUCACUUUUGGCUACAACCUACUCACAUUCAUAAUUUUGUUCAACAAUCUUGUCCCAAUAUCCUUGCAGGUUUCUUUGGAAGUAGUACGUUUUAUGCAGGCAAUUUUCAUCAAUAUGGACAUUGAUAUGUACCAUGAAGAAAGUGACACUCCUGCAAUGGCUCGCACAUCAAACCUGAAUGAGGAGUUGGGUCAGGUUAAGUACAUAUUUUCUGAUAAGACUGGUACUUUAACAAGAAACAUAAUGGACUUCAAACGGUGUUCAAUUGCAGGACAAACAUAUAUUCCAGAAGAGAACCCUCAGGAAUCAGAGCUAGUCAAAAAUCUCAAUUCUGAACAACCUUUUGCAAAUGACAUUAGAGAGUUUUUAGUUCUGAUGUCUGUGUGCCACACAGUUAUACCAGAAAAGGCAGAAGAAAAUUACAAAUACCAUGCUGCUUCCCCAGAUGAGAAAGCUCUUGUUGAGGGUGCCUGCCUAUUUGGAUAUGUCUUUGAAACUCGAACUCCUCACUAUGUAGAGAUAAAUGCUUUAGGGACUCGUGAACGUUAUGAAAUACUCAAUGUGUUAGAAUUCACUAGUGCCCGCAAGCGUAUGUCAGUGAUAGUGAGAAACUCUGAAGGAAAGAUCAAAUUGUAUUGCAAAGGUGCUGAUACUGUUAUAUUUGAAAGAUUGUCCCCAGAUGGUCAACUGUACAGAGAUGUAACCCUCCGCACCCUUGAAGAAUUUGCAACAGAAGGGCUGAGGACACUUUGUUGUGCUGUUUGUGACAUCUCGGAUGUUGAAUAUCAGGAUUGGCAAAAUACAUAUUACAAAGCAUCACUAGCUAUUCAAUACAGGGAACGUAAAAUAGAGGAUGCAGCAAAUUUGAUUGAAACAAAUCUUAGAUUGUUAGGAGCUACUGCCAUUGAGGACAAACUUCAAGAUCAGGUGCCUGAAACAAUUGCAGCUUUAAUGAAGGCAGAAAUUCACUUGUGGGUACUGACUGGGGACAAACAAGAAACUGCCAUUAAUAUCGGCUAUAGUUGCAAGCUUAUUACUCAAGGCAUGCCGUUACUCGUUCUGAAUGAAGACAGUUUAGAUACUACCCGGGAAGCAAUUGCCCGACACAAUGCGGACUUUGGAGAGCAACUAGGGAAGGCCAACGAAGUGGCUCUUAUUAUUGAUGGAAAAACAUUGAAAUAUGCUCUCAGUUGUGAUGUACGAAGAGACUUUUUAGAUCUUUGUGUUAGUUGCAAUGUGGUCAUUUGUUGCAGAGUUUCACCUAUACAGAAGGCAGAGGUAGUGGAACUAGUUACUACCCAUACAAAAGCUAUUACAUUGGCAAUUGGUGAUGGUGCCAAUGAUGUAGCAAUGAUACAGAAAGCACAUGUUGGAGUUGGCAUAUCUGGAGUGGAAGGUCUGCAAGCUGCUUGUGCUUCUGAUUAUUCUAUUGCCCAGUUCAGAUUCUUACUGAAAUUACUAUUUGUUCAUGGAGCAUGGAAUUAUAAUAGAAUGGUCAAACUUAUUCUCUAUAGCUUCUACAAGAACAUUUGUUUGUAUGUUAUUGAACUGUGGUUUGCCAUAUAUUCUGGUUGGUCUGGUCAAGUUGCGUUUGAGAGAUGGACUAUUGCUCUGUAUAAUGUGCUCUUCACUGCUGCUCCACCUAUAGCAAUGGGCAUAUUUGAGAAGGUUUGUUCAGCAGACACAAUGCUCAAGUAUCCCGCCCUGUACAAACCUAGUCAGAAUGCUGAACUUUUUAAUGUCCGUGUCUUUUGGAUGUGGAUUAUAAACUCUCUGAUACAUUCAGUGCUGCUUUUCUGGCUACCUUUAUUUAUUAUGGAGAAAGAUGUUAUUUGGGGCAAUGGUCGUUGUGGUGACUACCUGGUGCUUGGCACAUUUGUGUAUACGUAUGUUGUAGUGACUGUGUGCCUGAAAGCUGGUUUAAUAACAAAUGCAUGGACGUCCCUAAUGCACAUUGCCAUUUGGGGAUCUAUUGCCUCGUGGUUUGUUGUGUUGGUAGCAUAUAGUAACUUCUGGCCUACGCUGGAAGUAGGAGCUGAACUCCUAGGAAUGGAUCGAAUGGUCUAUUCAUCACCAGUCUUCUGGUUGGGCCUUAUUCUCAUUCCCUUUACUACACUUAUCCCCGACAUCACAUACAAAGUCGUGUGUGCUACUGCUUUCAAGACAUUAACAGAAGCAGCCCGAGAAAGUGAAAUAAGGAAAGCCGAUCCAGGCAGAGUUAUCAUGAAAGAAACCAAGCAUUCCUCCAAGCGCCGAUGUGCCCGUGAGAUGCGCGGUAUGGCUGAUGAGCCUGUGCUCACAACAACACAUUCACGAGCAAGUCUUCUUGGAUGGUUCCGCUGAUGUGCAGCCACCACUCUCCAGGGCAGGGCAAGGGUUACAGAAAGGGGGCAGAGGUAAAGGCUGUGGUUUCUUGGGUGCUGCAUGGCCCUGCUGCAUGAUCUGCACGUUUCAUGCACGCAAUGCAGCAAUAUGUGUUGUGACUGUUGAUACCUUGUGCGCUGAGGAUUGUUGGAGCAUCUGGGUGUUUUGUCCCAUUUGGGGGAUAACCCACGCACCGUUUUCAGACUGACGGAAACUGCCAGGCUUCUGAAGAAUGUAAGGAACGUAUUCACCUUCAGCCGACGCUCUGCCACUCGGGUAAAUACGGAGGUGGAGCUUUCACAUGGGUAUGCUUUCUCGCAAGAGGAAGGUGGAGCCGUUCGGCAGUCAGAAGUCAUCAGGGCAUACAACACCAAUCUUCCCAAGCCAGGUGGGAUGUAAGCAGCCUGAGGCUUAUCUGUCCAACAUUGGCACACCUUCUGUCACAUCAUUCUGUAUUUUAUAUAAAUUUAAAUAAAGCCUGUUUAUGUAUGUUGUAAAUAAUAUAUAUAUAUACAUAUAAGAGAAAAUAUCUUUGUUAUUGUAUAUGAGCCUCUCGAGUGGAUUCUGGUGUGCAUUGUUCUCUACUGUGUUCUAUAGUAUUAACUGUUUCCUUUGCAAUGAGACUUGUCGAAUUCUAUUGCUAUGUGAUUCUGGUGCUGAUAUAAGAUUUAUAAAUUCUGAUAACAGGUGUUUGUGUUCAGACUAAUGGUUGUUUACUAUGAAAAAAAUAAUUCACAAAUAUUCUGUAAGUGAAGCACAUUUGAUGUGAUGAAGGAAUGUAUUUGAAAGGAGAGGAAUAUUUUUCUCAUCAAUUGUCAUGCAUUUUGGUCCUCUAAUAAUUAAAUUAUUGUGAAAUACCCCUGAAGCUAGCUUCACAAGAAAUUUGAGUUACCUGUUAAGGCUCAGGGAAAUGCCUUUAACAUCAUAAUUGGUCAGUGAAGGAAGGAAGGUACAUUUUUGUUUGCUCCCAGUGAUUAAAUGAUUACUUUGCAAAAUAUUGCCCAUGUGAUACUUGGGGAAUGAUAAGAAACUCAUUGGCCUAAUGUGGAUUAUUUGUAUUUGAACUAUGUUGUGUAUUAUUUGGAAAGGGGAAUUAACCUCAUACUAUUUAUAACUUUUUUUUGACACUUUAGUUAAAAAUGAGGUAAAAGGAAAUAAAAUAGAGAAAAAUAUAUAAAUUGAAAAUGAAUUUACACUAUUUAGAACCUAGUGUGGCCCAAAUAAAUAUGACAUCUAACGAGAAUGUAUCUCAGUGCAAAUGUUUUGCAAAAUACUGGUAUCUGUAGCACAUGUGGGUGUAUCAAUAUUCUCUUUGUCUACUAUAUAUGAUUAAACAGAUAAAUUUUGGAAAAUGUAAUUCAUAUUCUACUAGAAAGUUUCCCUCUUUUUGUCAAAGUAAGCAAGUGUUUGUUCAUUUGUUUUUCUCUCAAACUAUUUUUAUUCAGAAUGUAUAAUUUACAUGUUUUCUUUAGAUCCUUUUCCAUUUAAAUGGAAAAUCCUGUAAUCAUAUUAUCUGGUUAGAUGCACAUGUAUUUUCCAUCCAAAGCAUGUGACAAUCAGAAUUAAAUGGCAGCCCAAAUGCUGACAAUCUACAACCAUUGACCUGUCAGAUACAUGCACAUAUUUGCUGCGGGAAGAUACAAUUCAAUAUUGUAACCGUGUAUAAUUGAUUAAAGGUCUGGUUGGCCUUAAGAACUCACCUGGUCCAAAUGGCACUGUAAAGAUAAGUUCUGAUGGAGAUGUCUUUUGCAACAUAAAAUGUAAUUGGAUUGUGAAUGCCAGAGUUAAUGUUGCUUAACAAAUGUCCACUUAACAAAGGUCUAUAAAUUUAUAUUCUAAUAUAUAUAUUCAUUAAAGAUAUACUUUACUAGAAAAUGUAUAGAUAAAAUAUUGUGACAUUGAAUGUUUUUGUCAAAUGAUGACAUUGGAUAGUUACUGUGAGAGAUGUGUGAUAUACUUUAAUUCAAAUGUCACUGAAUAUUUACACUUAUUUUUAUCAUAAUUAUAUAACUGUUCAGAUGACUUUCCUAACUCAUAUUCUCUUCAGUGGGGUAUAAAGAUUAGUAAGAGGGAUAUAUUAUAUAUAUUCAGCAAGAAAGAUUGGCCUACAGAGCAUCCUGAUUGACACUUCAAUCAUUAUUUGUUUGAACAUCACAACAAAUUGUUUAAUUUGAAAGAUAGUUCUUUUUUUUUAUUUUAUAUUUUAUAAAUUCUAAUAACUAAUUACUAUAAAUGUUGAGGCUCCUUGACCUAUGUAAUUGUCAUUUUUCUGUACAAUUUCGUACUUAUUAAUAUGUGCUCAAUAUAUUAUUUUAUUAUUUAACUUUCAAGAGAUAGGAUACAAUUUUUUCUCUUUUUUCUUGAAUAAUUAGAAUUUUCAAUUUUCUCGAAGUAUUUGUGAUCUGAUCUGAUUUGGUUGGUUGGGAAACAAUCUCAAGUUCUGAACUGCAGUUGCAUUGAUGUGAUUUUGUUUAAUUAUUUCUGAGAUAUUUUUUGGUGUUUGGCUUUUUUAUGAAGAUAUAAAUGUUAAAAAUUGCUUGGAAGACUCAGUUUCAUUUAAUUGUUUAAAAAAUUUAUUAAGUAUUUUAUAAAAUUGUAACUAACAUAUUAUUUACUUGUAAUGAAAUAAAAUAUGAGCUGAAUGGUAUACUGAGUGCUGAUGCUAGAAUGUUGUUUCUUCUUUUGAUUUUCAUGAUUAAUUGUUUAUUUGCACAUCAACACAGUUGAUCCAAAGAGCACUCUUCAUACAUAUAUUAGAAUGAAUUAGAAUCACUGCCAUCCAUUUCAAUAAAAGACAUUUGUGUUGUUUAACGAAGAAGUAAUCAAUUGUUCAAAUUACGUUUUGGUGUUCACAAAUGUAAAUUUUUUAAGAAGUGUCACCUCGUGCAUCUGUAAUUGCGUGUUAAAUAUGUAUGCAUGUGGAUGAGUGCCUUUUACAAUUGUAAAUAUUGAUUAUUAAGAAUUUGGUGAAUUUGUGUGUGUUAAUAUGUUUGUAUAUAAAUUUGGUUCCAUUUGUUAUGUGAUAUUUUAUUUGUUGAUAUUUUAGAAUAUCAAUACUCUAGAUUUUUGUUGUGUUAAAGAGGUGAACAACCUACUGUACAUUACUCAGGAAUUAUACCAGUAAGUGUGUGAAAAGUGACAAUUUGAGUUGCUUCCCUUUACACAAAUCAGUGUAUUGUUUUAAGUACUUACUCAAGUGACCUAGUCGUGUACAAAACAUUUAUUGACCAUUUCUUUCACUACAAAACAAUGUAGGCCUUCCAGCUAUUUUUGAAAAUACACUACAUGUAACAUUAUUAAUACUAAUUACAUCUUUUAAAACUGUAUUAUAUCAGAAAGCUUUGUGAGGGCCUGUUGUCAAUUUAGUGAUAGAAAGUGGCUACUAGAUGUAAUAUUAAGGGAGGUAAAGUAUUGAUACAUUUUGUUUGGUUUAUGGUGAAUUGUUUUAAUACAAACUUCCUUUAUUGCUGAAAUGAUGUGUGUACUAUCUACCUAAAAGUUAGGUGUGUGUUUUCCAUAAUAAAUGAAAGAUUUUUGUAAGGAUGUUAUGAAUGUCUCUUAUGUGCUCAGGAGCUUUAUCUGUUAGCAAGAUGUGAUUAAAGAAGGAUGGUGAAGCUCUUUCUGCUUUAACAGUGGAACAUAAGAAAUUUUGGUGAGAUCAAAAUAGAAAAAAAUAGUGAAGAGCUUAUCUAGCUAAGAACUUAUAUUGAGGACAUACACUUUCAUCAUAUCGAUGUGUGAUAUUGGUGUCCAUUUUGCAAUUUAAUAUAGUUGGAAGUGAAAACAUUUAUUGUAAAGAAUGUUCAUAAAUAUGUAUUUAUUGUAUCAGA